Anolis sagrei ordinatus is the source of this 2761-nucleotide messenger RNA. Its product is annotated as keratin, type II cytoskeletal 4-like. Gene Ontology annotation, biological process: keratinization; intermediate filament organization. Lineage: Eukaryota; Metazoa; Chordata; Lepidosauria; Squamata; Anolidae. Gene Ontology annotation, molecular function: structural constituent of skin epidermis. Gene Ontology annotation, cellular component: keratin filament. The record is from RefSeq and is a predicted model, not a curated record.
AGGUGGAUUCUUGCCUUGCUUUUAGAGGGGCUCAGUUUCACUCUUGCUUGGAACUAUUCCUCGGACACUCCGUUGCCAAUCACUGCCACCAAGACAGAUCUCCCUGUAACGAAUCAUCACCAUGUCUCGCCAGUCGUAUGGCUUAAGCAUCGGAGGAGGAAGCAAGGGAUUCAGCUCCAAUUCUGUCUCUCUUGGUGGUGGAAACAGAGUCAGCUUCAGCACUGCUUCUGUGGCUCAUGGAUCUCGUGCCCGUGUUGGAAGUGGCAGUGGAGGUUUUGGCAGCAGAAGCCUCUAUAAUCUUGGGUGCAACAAGAGAAUCUCCAGUGGUGGCCUUGGUGGGGGCUUUGGUGGCUGGGGCCAUGGAGGUGGCGGCUUUGGAGUUGGUGGCUGCUUUGGUAGAGGGAUUGGUGGAGGACUUGGCUUUGGUGGAGGGCUUGGUGGUGAUUUUAGUGGUGCAGGAGGCCCACACUUUCCAGUAUGCCCACCUGGAGGGAUCAAGGAAGUUACCAUUAACCAAAACCUCCUGCAUCCCCUCCAUCUGGAAAUAGACCCAGAGAUCCAGAAAGUGAGGUCAGAAGAGAGAGAGCAGAUGAAGCUCAACAACAACAAAUUUGCCUCAUUUAUUGACAAGGUCCGCUUCCUAGAACAGCAGAAUAAAGUCUUAGAGACCAAAUGGAAGCUCUUGCAAGAACAAGGCCCAAGUGCUGUUCAGAAGCAUCUUGAUCCAAUGUACGAAGUUUACAUCAGCAACCUGAGGAGACAGCUAGAGGGUCUUCAGAAUGAAAAGAGAGGCCUGGAAUCUGAGCUUAAAAACUUCCAAGACAUGGUUGAGGAUUAUAAGACUAAAUAUGAAGAAGAAAUUAAUAAGCGUACCCAGGCAGAGAAUGACUUUGUUCUCUUGAAAAAGGACGUGGAUUCCGCUUACAUGACUAAAGUUGAACUGCAGGCGAAAUUUGAUGCCUUGACAGAUGAAAUCAAUUUCAUGAGAUGUGUGUAUGAAGCUGAACUGAACCAGAUGCAACAGACUGUGUCUGACACCUCUGUUGUUCUUCAAAUGGACAACAACCGGAACCUGGAUAUGGACAGCAUCAUUGCUGAAGUCAAGGCAACGUUUGAAGAAAUUGCCCAGAAGGGCCGGAUAGAAGCAGAGUCCUGGUUCCAAUCUAAGUAUGAAGAGAUGCAAGCAACAGCUGGGAAACAUGGAGAUAGCUUACGAGACACCAAAACCGAGAUCUCUGAGCAUAACCGGAUGAUUCAGAGGAUACGAGCUGAAAUUGAAAAUGUGAAGAAGCAGUGUGAGAAGCUGAAGUCUAAUAUCGCAGAAGCCGAGGAACGGGGUGAGCUGGCACUCAAGGAUGCCAGAAACAAGCUGACUGAACUGGAAGAGGCUCUGCAGAAGGCCAAGGAAGAAAUGACCCGUCUCCUGAAGGAGUAUCACGAGUUGAUGAGUUGCAAGUUGGCCCUGGAUGUAGAAAUUGCCACCUACAGGAAAUUGCUGGAAGGAGAGGAGAGCAGGCUAUCUGGAGACUGCCAAAGUACUGUGAACAUCUCUGUGCUCGGUGCUACCUCACACAUCUCUGGUGGUGGCUAUGGUGGUGGCUAUGGUGGUGGCUAUGGAGGAGGAAUGUCCUUUGGAAGUGGUUCUGGUGGCCUUGGUGGUUUCAGCAGCAUUGGUGGUGGUGGUGGAGGAGGACAUGGUUCUGGGAGUACCAUCGUGAAGAAAACCACUACGUCAUCCACCAUCAGGUCUACAUCUACAUCUAGGAAACAAUAAGCAAGCGAGGCAACAGUAACAUAACCCAGAAUGAAACAUUCUUCUGAAGAUCUCCAUCAAGCUGCAUUGAACUGAACCUCUUGGAGGAAUGAACUGUGUCUAUUUUAUAACCACUAUUUCUCUUCUCCCUGAAUAUGUUUAGGUAUUGCAUUGUGUUUCCUUAACACUUUUCGUGCCCCCUUAUAUAGAUCAGGCACUAGUAAAAUAUAAAUAGACACCACCCCUACCAUGGCUGUAAGUUCAUAACCAAAGGCAAUCAGCAUUUGAUAGAUCUACUUGUUCAGGAAAGCAUAUUGCUCUACUACUGUGCUUUGUAUGGGAAUUUCCUGUGCUUACCAGGGCUCCUUCUUUGUCUGAAGGAGUCCAGUUCCCAUAUUGCCCUAGGUAUACUCCAGAACUUAUUGGCUCUAAUUUCACAUAAAUAAUGGAUCCUCUUUAUGACAAACUGAAAGAUCUGGAUUAGACUUUGCUCUGGUUAAGAAGGAUUCUCAAGAAGAAGCAAUUCCCGAAGUUAGGUUGGUUAAUUGUUAUAAUAUGGGAAACAUGGUUUGUAUUAUUGUUCUUUGCAGGUUGUAAUCUCUCUGCAUGUCAGUACAAAAAAGCCAUGGUUCACUUGGACAUGGUCCUAAUGUUUUGCCUUUUCAUAAAAUAGAAAUCAUAUCUGAUAUUAUUUUGUGAUUGCCUGUCUGAGGUUCUGCUGAUUAAUAAUUGUUUUCAAUGGAAUAUGGAGAAUAUCAGCAGCUUGGGGUGCACCAUCUGGUCAAAAUUAACAUCUUGUAAUUUCUACUGAUUUCAACAAAGAGGUUUAAACACUUGUUUCAGCUAUUUUUGUUAAAAAACAAUGCAACUUAGUUAACAUUGACUGAAUUGUACUUCAUGUUCUCUCUCUCUCUCUCUCUCUCUCUCUCUCUCCCCCUCUCACUCUCUUGCACGCUUUCUGUUUUUGUAAUAGCUUGCAAAUCUUUGCAUCUCAUUAAAGUUUGAAAC